AUGAUCAGCUGUCAACCAGCACUUUUACUUAAAAGUGUUGUUGAUUCUGAUUAUGAUGAUAUAACAACAGUUAAUCUAAUCAUGGCAAUUGAAAAACUCUUCUUAAAUGAAGAAUUUGAAAAUAUUCCGAUGGAUUUUGUAGCAAUGCAGAUCCAUCAACUAUUCACAAUAAACUCAACAUCGAUUAAAUGUGUUACCUUAACACUUUGUAUGACUUUUGAGCAACUUGCUCCAGAAUCAAUCACCGAAAAAUACCAUUUCGAUUAUUUAAUAGCAAAUUUACUAAGUAAACCAGUACAAGAAUCAUCUAACAAUGUUGAUAAAGAAAAAAUAAUAGCUAUAUCCUAUACACAAUUACUUUUUCAAUAUAGAUAUAUAUGUCCGGAUUCAAUAGUUAGGGCUCUCGUUGCAACAUUUCAAUUAAAUAGAAACAGAUAUCAUGAAUAUUCUGCAUUUUUACUAUGUAAUAUUUUAUCAUAUGUUCCAGAUAUCGCAAGGAUUCCAGAAGUUUGCCAAAUAGUAUUUGAUUAUCUUUUAGAAUCAGGAAAAUUACAAGUUGCGCUAUUAAUUGCACACGCAAUUGAAAAGAGACAAAGAUUAAUUUCAGAUCCAAGUUUAUUAUACAGUUUAUUCUCAAGCAUUGCAGGAAACUCAGUUGUUCAAUCUCCAUCAGGCCUAAUCUCAUUACUCAGGACAUGGCCAGGCAUUAUUUUCCUCGGAUUACAAAGAGAAGGAUUAUCCUCCAUCUUAAUGUGCCUUUCCAACCAAACAGAGACAGUUGUAGAGAUCCUCAAGAACUUAUUAUGCCUAUCUGCACCAAAAGAUAGCGUAAUUAUCCCAUUUUGUCUGUUCAUAUUAGAAAGAUUAAUUCCUCUCAACAUUGUAAAGCUAUUAGACCGCGUAAAAUCCCAGAAUGUCUCUGCUGAGAAGCUUCUCACUGAUUUAGUCCCUAUGAUCGGUGUACAUCUCGAAGAUAAUUUCACAGUUCAGAAACUACACCAAAGAUUGAAGCCACCGCCCGCUUAUGUGUCUUCACAACCUCCGCAGCAUCCAAUAAUGAAUGUUUCUGAGCUCCAACUGACCCAAGAACCGAGUUUAUGGGACUGGCCAAGCAUCCAACUUAUUCUGACCAUUGUUUUGCCUCAUAGUGAAAUCGACGCCAACAGUGCACCCGCCAGGAACUUCUAUUCCAAGUUGUUCGAUUUCUUUUCCGGUCCUUUCUUGACUGUUUCAACAACAAAGAACGGACCACUCAGCCAGUCACUUUUGUGUCUUAUUCAACUUUUGAUGAUGUGGCAAUGGGGAUACCAAAUCAUCGAACAAAACACGUCAUUCAAGAAAGCCGUUUCCACAGUGAUUGACGAGAUCUGCGGAGAAACACCAAUAGAUCCUUCCAGUCCGAUGUGGAUUGUCUUCAAAGCAAUUGCCGCUUUGAUGUGUCACAUUGGAGGAGUUGCAGUUUUAUCAAAAUGGGGAAUUUUGCCACUUUUGCAAAAACUCGGCUCAACAUGUCGAAAUAUUUCGAAUGCUGAGACUAUUUUAUGUCAUAUCUCUUUGUAUCCUGAUCCUGAAUUGAGUGUUGCUGUGUUUGCGAAGUUUUUGAGUUUGACAAAAGAUGACAAAAUGCAUAAAGCAGCUCUAGAUGAAUUAAGAGCGAAACAAAACUCUCCAGGAAACUUUUGUCAAAAUGUUUUUAAUGGUAUAAUCAUGCCGCAUUGUAAAGAAGCUUUUGCAGCAAAUCCAUGUUCAUUGAAACUCAACAGAUGUCUUGCUUUGUUUUGCGAAGUCAUUGAGAGCCAAGAAGAUUGUUUAAAGGCUGCAAGUGUUGACCAACAAAUGCAUCAAGUUUUGAAGAAGGCAAAUAGAAGAAUAUAUUCAAUGUUACUCAGUCAAAAAGAUUCUUUGUCUUUCGUGAAUUUGGAAGAAGAAAUAGAUUGGUGGAUUGAAAAAGGAAACAAAGAAUACGUUGAAAUUUACGAUGAAGCAAUCAGUUGUUCUUUUAAUGAUACCGUUGAUGAAAGCAUUUCUAAAUAUCCUGAAAUAAGAAGAGCAUCGAAUAAACACGCAAGAAUUCCUUGCCAUUUAUUCUCUGAGCUCAGUAAGAACGCGAAAGCAAGAGAUUUAUUGAUUUCUAAGCUCCAAAAAGUCAUCGAGAAAACAAAAGAUGAUUCAAUAAAAGAAAGAAGAGGAGCUGUAAUUGCAUUGAGUCAAUUCGCAAGUGUAAAAGAAACAUCACAUAUUAGUGAUGAAAUGAAAAUUGUUGAACAUGUAAUCAACGCUUCAAACAGAAAAUCAUAUAAUUUGCUUGGAACAAUAAUCAGUUGUUUGUCAAUGUUUUAUGUUACCUCUUAUUUUAUGGAUACGAUUACUAAAUACGGAUUUAAACUUGUUAGAUCUGGAGAUAGAAGUGCAACUCUUCCAACGAAUAUCCUUGAAAUGAUUGAUGACAUUGAAGUGCAAAGAGAUACUUUUUAUCCAAAUAUUGAUGUUCCUGAACCUUUUAAAGAAACUUAUAACUUAGUUAUGCAGUUGCCAAAUCAAUUAUUAACGAAAGAAGCAAGAUCUGCUUUGAAUACAAUGAUUAAAUCAGGAAAUUCGCCUUUCUUGGAUCCUGGAUUCGCUUUUAUCUUGAAUAAAGCACUUUCUCAGGCAACUUUCGCUGCAGACAUCAGAUCAAAUAUCUACCAAAUUCUUGAUUCAACACCUUUGAUGAGAGUUAGUAAUGAAAAUGUUGAUAAAAAUGAUAUCAAAGUUGCUAAUAUUUUGGUUGAAAAAGCUUCAGUGAUGCAGAAACCAGAUUUCUCAUCAAUCGAAAUAACAGAAGAAGAAAUGUCUGCUUAUGGAUCAAGUAGCUUCGCAAGUUACGAAUAUGGAUCUUUAUUGUAA
Molecule: messenger RNA, 2886 nt
Organism: Trichomonas vaginalis G3
Lineage: Eukaryota; Parabasalia; Trichomonadida; Trichomonadidae
Product: cytosolic regulator pianissimo family
Exons: 1
Coding region: 1-2886 (961 amino acids)
Biological process (GO): TORC2 signaling
Cellular component (GO): TORC2 complex
Source: RefSeq, a predicted model, not a curated record